AUGCCCGCGAUCGUCCAAGCUAGUCUAUCCGGCGACAAGCAACCGAGAGUGGAGAACCAAGUUCAGGCAAGAGCCGAGCUGAUAGCUGAAAAGCAGCGACCCCAUGGGGCUGAAGCGUCCAGUUCCACGAUUGGCAAACUGGGAUGUGAUGUCCCAAGCCUGAGAAGAGACGUCGACGGGGUAGUGAACCAUAUCACUCACCGCGCGCAUGCAACUAUAUUCGAAUCCAAAGUCGGGCUACCAGCUUUCUACGCAGAAAGCAAACGCCAGACGCCGAUGAAGGGAUUUUCGACACGAACCGGCAUUCCUGCCCUCGCACCGGCCGCAAGCCGAGGGCGCUCUGUCUUCAGAAAGCAGCGCGGCACAGCACCAAGCAUGCCUCCAGAACGUAAAGCAGCAGUUGCAGGCAAGGUCGAUACAGGUCUCCAUUCUCCCACGACCGUAAAAGGAUGCGUAGGCCCGCAGCAAGUUCAUCGAAAAGCCAAUCGAUUUGUAGGAAAGAUCCGUCUCGAGGCUCAACGAUCUGCAGCACCGCUGACUGGUAAAGUUGAGCCUCGCCAGCCUGUUGCAAGCGGAAACGGGUCGCCUGCGCCCUACCAGGCCAAGAUGAUUCUCCAAGAUCUCAAUAGCGUUCUUCAGAAGCUAAGCGCUGUCAGCGUGUUCGACAACGGCAUCUACCCUCUAGAGAUUGGCCUGCCUCCCUGUUCUUAUCCUGGAUCUUCCUCUGAGCAAUGCCCCAUGAGUCUCGCGACCCUGCCUCUUCAACUAAAUUGGCGUUCACAGCUGCUACCACCACCUUGGGCGACCCGCCCUGAGAAGCUUGAACUGAAUGGUCCAAACGGGCCCGCUAGUUCCCCCAGAGGCGUCAACGGCAGUCCAGCACGCAAGCUUAGCCGCCUCCCCUCAACGAAGCACUGCCAACAUGCUGCAGUCCGUCGUAUCAGCGGUUUUCCAAGCGCUACGGCAGCCCCUACGGAGACCGCAAAGGUAUCAACCACUGCGACGAGAUCUCGUAUUCCAGGGAGACUCUCACGAGCUGUAGCGGAGGAGGGAACCCGCAGCCGCGAUCGGAUUCUGCGAGGGGGGGCGCCCCCAGCCGCGCCUCCUCACGCAGCAUGCGCGCACGUUCCGCCCGUGGAUGAGGUCGUUGAGCCGCAAAACCUGAUUGAAGCCGACACCGCCUUGAAUCUCCACUGCCCCGAUGACGACUGGGACAGCGUUGUCAAAAUGCACGCCUACUGGCCGUUCUCUCCUGAACCCUCUCUCCCUGCGUUCUCCGUUCUUUCUGAGCCCACGGUCGCCAUCCAGUCGUCUACGACGGAUCGCCCGUUAUACUUUUCUCACCUCCUACCUGGUCCUGUAGACCUGCCUCAUCGCAUAUCUCCCACGGCGGAGGCACCCCCAUGCGGCAGAGGAAAACCAGACGCAGCAGCGCUUGAUUCGGCCGGCGGGAACGAGGCCUCCCUCCGCAAGGGUAGACAGGCUCUCGCGUUGCCACCUCAGGGACAUUCGGUGAAUUCAGGAGGCCGGUGCCCAUGGCAUGGUUCGGGCAAGCGACAGGCGGAGGACGGAAAGAAAGCCGUUGGGGACCGAUUAGGGCCCUCAGCCUUGCCGAGGCGGACUCUGAGUCAGUCCUCAGGACAGACGCUCCAGCAGCGCGCCUACUCACACUUCAGUCAGUCGGGGUUGCCGCAGCCAGUCGCCAGGAUAGUUCGCACGUUCAGCGGCACGUUCUUGACCGCUGCGCCAUCGGGCGGGGCGGUUGGGCGGAGGGCCCGAAGUAACAGACGCACAGUGUCCGCGAGCUCACGCGGGUCUCUUCGCCACCCCGGGCGGGCCGCGUGGAGGACCGCCAGCGCAGAUGGCAAGCGGAUGGCAGGCUCUCAGCGGCCGGAGGGACUUUCGCCGGCUCCUGCCUCUGCGGCCGGCCGCCGCUGGGGAAGUGUUGAUGGCCGGAGGAGAGGAGGCCCUCACAAACGGUGCCGGCGCUGCGAGGCGUGCGACCCGACCGCAGUGUCAGGCUCUGUGGCCUUAUGGGACAGGCACGGGAAGCCGAGCACCGGCUCCCUAGCACGGACGGAAAACGAUCCCGCCGAAGCGAGCAACAGCAGACUUCAACCGAACGGUCCAGACAGCUCUCUGUUCGCCUUGAGACUGGCUGGAGGCUCGACUCUGAAGGGCGCAUCGCGUGGUGCAAGAAUUAUCCCAGAUCGGGUGGACGAAGAGCACCGGGAGGGAUCUCCAGCCCUAAAAGCCGCCGCAGUGCCACAGGGCACAGCUCCAACUGUGGAAUCCGCGCCAGAGCAAGGUGAACACCGCCCCGCGACCGCUGACCCCCGUGCGCUAAUCUCGGUCCCAACGCUAGACACCGUCAAAGAGGCGCUUGGCCUCUGGCUUCAGACGCAGCUCAUCCUCUCAGGAAGUGCGAAUGACGAUGAACGAACCUCAAGAAGCUCGAAGGGGACCUCCCACAGCGCCGAGUCUCCCGGCGAUGCAGUGAAUGGAAACGUAGGCCCAACACGGGCAAGCGAGGGGGCCGUCAGCCACGUCGAAAGCAACUCAGCACCAGGCGACUUGCCAAAUCAGCGCGGCGUAAGAGAUGUCGAGACAACGCCAGAGCAUCAAGUAGCGUCUGUUCCCCGCGCAGCUGCUGACGGCGGAGGCCCGACCCCUGCACAAGCUACAAUGAGAGACGACCUCCACUGGCACGACGCGGAAAAGUCCACCAAUGGAAUCCCUCCAUCUAGUUAUCUCCACGAAGUGACGAAACGCGGCGGGGGCGCUGUUGGUUCUCCAAGAGACAAGGAAAGUCCUGAUCGUGGCCAAGCGCAUGCACUGGCGGCGAGUGAUAUUGGAAGCAGAUCUCGAGCCACUCGUCAACAGGAAGCCUGGUUCACGAAUGUAGCAGACGCUGGACUCGAGACGUCCUGCCAGCGAGAAGGAGAGGAGCGAUUGACCUCUCACUGCCAACGCUCCCUGCGCCGGGCAGCUGAGCUCAACAGUGAAGAGCGCCCCUUAUCAAGCCCCGCAGCUUCUUCUCUGCUGCCUUGCGCGAUGGCAGACAACGCGCGUCGGGCCUCCGGCGGGCCGCUCAAAACUGCGUGUGUUGAGCGUUCCUGCAGCCCCGUGAACCGUCUGCCUCCAUUCCGAAAGGAACGUGCUGUCAGCCCUAUACUGUUCCACACGCCAAGCUGGCAGUCCACAGACCCUGCACGCAGUCCUUCAACGGCCGCGCGCGGAGUACUCGCGCAUCCUGAGGGGGGUGCAGGCCCCCAGAGACACGCGGGGCAGAGCGCGGCUCUUCCACAGCCUACACCAGUGGAUGCGCUCUCACCCAGACCUCUUGCGGCCGAAGCAGCUGCAGCGGAUGCUGCAAGGGGGAGCUCUCUCCUCCCCGCGCGUGAGCAGCUCGUCACGCGGAAGCGCGGUUCCUCACCGGUCCACCCCGACAGAAAAACUUGUUGCCUCGCGCAAAACGUUUCGCAAGAGCAGUGCGUGGCGCCUGACGCUCUGUGCGCCAGCGUCGACCUCCAACGCUUUAGGCGAACUUGCACGGGUAUCCAGGUCAUGGCAGGCCCCACCGCCUGGAGUGCAGCAUCGUCUCCUGAGAGCCGAGCGCAGGCAGUGGACCGCUCUGUGGGGCCCACGACCUCAGGUUCCCUCUUUUCGCCCUGCUCGAGCCGCGGCAGUGUGGGCGCGGAAGGCGCCUCAGCCUCUCCCGGUUGCAGCCCUCCCACCGGACGUGCAGCUGCGAGCCAGCAGGUGCGACACCUGCAGGAUGCGAACAGUCAUGCUGACCCCCUUCCCAUUUGGGGGCAGCAUUCGAGAAUCCAAGGCAGCUCGGAGUGCCGAGGCCUGUCCCCGGUGAUGCGCACCGACCGCGGCUCGAGCCCAAUAGGCCUGCCUAAUGUGGGGAAGACGCAUGGCGACCCCAGUUAUCGCCGAGUUCGCGAGAGAAUCAUCUGGUCACCUCAGUUGUGCCUGACAGAGCCUCAGUCUGUCGCAGAGAGUUCCACAGGCAGCGUGAGCUCUGGCGAAGUGCUAGAAGAUAGCACCAACGGUGUCUUGGCUUAUUUCUCACGCAGCCCACGUUCCCCUACCGGUUCACGAGGGAACCAAAGGCCUGGAAACGAGCCAGCUCGUGCUCCAUUCCUCCCCUGCUCACGGGCGUCACGGACAUACGGGGACAGUCAGCAGCCCGCUUUUGCAUAUCUACCGACAGCCGAGCUCCUGGGGGCUUCGCGCCGUGAGACGAGCCGAUAUGAGCCGACGGCUGAGCAAGAAAGGCACGGGCAGCUGGAAAUGAGUCCAGCGCCUCCUGUCCCAAGGCGCACGUUUGGCGCAUCAUUCAGCGGCCAAAGGCAGGUGCUUCUGCUUUUAUCCGACGGGCGCCUCGCCCCCGCGAGGGGCGCCGACGAUCUCCCGGGACUCCUUUCCCCUGGAGAGGUCGUCGACGAGGCAUGGCAACCACAUGCGGAAAGUCGACUGCUGGCAACGGGGGCAUCUGUCGAAGAUCUAAACUCGCUCUCCCCGGGAGAGAUAGUGGCUGCUUCACCGCCCGCGACUUCACGCAGCGACUGUAGGGAGGCUAUCGUCCCCUCUGCGUUCACGUCUCCGGAUCUUUCCGAAUUCGCAUCAAAUGACGAGAUCCAGUCAAGCCCAGAGCAGCCCCCCACCCCGGCGCCCCUGGCUGACUACCGAGGGAGGCUGCCCUGCCGCAUGUCACCUGCCGCGUCUCCCACCGAGUCAGACGCGGAGAAAGGCACAUGCGGCGUGCCUUCAUCUGUGUCUAUUUCUGCAAGCCGAUGUCCACGCUCCCCCGUACCAGCACGCGAAAUUGCACGACAGUCUCCCGUUGGCGUGAGAAGAGGCGCUGCACGCGCGUCCACUCCCGAAUCAACACAUGAGAGGAACUCAAAACAUGGGCACGCCACUCCUGCGAAGCGGGCAGAGGUAGGAGGACGCCUCGCCGGCGUCCCCCAGCCUCGGGAUGCAGGACUAGGCACGACCGGCGCAGCGGAUACAGGGGAGAGGGCACCCGUACUGCCGCGAACGCCGACUGAGUUCUGUUCGGAGGACGCCACGCAGACCAAAGAAGAGGGCCAAUAUGCACCCUCAGAGCCAGGCCUAAGCAGCGAGUACUCCGCUGCUGCCAGCCUCUGCUCGGCGCCCUCUCCCCCAAGACGCAGCAGCCCUCCUUUGCCCCCCCAUGCCGCCGACGAGGCGGCAGUGUCAUCCCCUCAUACCCCGUCGAGCGAAGCUGAAUUGCAGUUUUCUUGCCGUCCGCAGGCGUCUGGCCUCCGAAAGAUGAGACCUGGGCCGCCGCUUAGGCCACGCCCGGGCGCUGCCUUUGCGACGGAGAGUUCAGGGCUCUGUGCCGAUCCUCGGAUCGGGGCUUCGAUCUCGAGCUCAGCCGCUCCUGAAGCACUGUCGCCCAGCACCCCCACCCUGUCUCCACAAAAGCUGCCGUUUCCUUCGCUGCUCUCGCCAACCGCCGCAGAAGCAGACGCCUCUUGCCCUGGGGAGGAGUCGUCUGGGGACGCUGGUCGCCCACCUGAAAGUUUCGAAAUGACUUGUAGCUGUCCGGUGCCAGGCUGGUGCUAA
Molecule: messenger RNA, 5604 nt
Organism: Besnoitia besnoiti
Lineage: Eukaryota; Apicomplexa; Conoidasida; Eucoccidiorida; Sarcocystidae
Exons: 5
Coding region: 1-5604 (1867 amino acids)
Source: RefSeq, a predicted model, not a curated record